Messenger RNA from Clonostachys byssicola, 1632 nucleotides. The record is from the annotation of a GenBank genome assembly. Lineage: Eukaryota; Fungi; Ascomycota; Sordariomycetes; Hypocreales; Bionectriaceae.
AUGCCAGCUCCUCUGAAAUCUUUAGCGUGUCAGAACUGCAAACUGAAGAGAACGAAAUGUGAUCAAAACUGGCCCUCUUGUUCGCAAUGCAUCCGGAAAGGUGUUCGCUGCCCUGGGCCAUCGUCGUUGAUCAAGAUUAUCAACAUUGGCAAUCAUGUUUCUUCUACAACUGAGCCUUCCGAACAGACCGCUCUACAGCCUGGUGAAACUUCUAAAGCUGCAGUACUGGUCCAACGAGAGCCUUUGAAACAGUACGCAAACGGGCACGCAAUGAGGGGCAGAAUGCGCCUCCAGAUCCCCCUUUUCACGUUGAGCUCACACGCAGAUACCGUCGCAGCCCAGGCCGUAGCCUUGGUUCAAACGGAAAGUCUCACUGCUUUCGCAAUGCACCAGUUAGUGGACUAUUCUCCUCAGAGGAUAUACCACAGUUCCUGCCUACUUGAUUGCGUGGCGUUGUCCUGUCAACUUUGGAUUCGGUGUUUUAAGCGUCGCGAGCCGCUGUCAGCUGUACUUGGAAGCAAGGCGUAUGGCAAGGCAAUCCGGAGCCUGAAGCGUGCUGUAGCAGGCGACCAAUUAUACACUGUCGAGACUGUGGGUGCCAUGAUGCUCUUUUACGGAUUCAUGCGUUUCUCCGGGUUCUACUCGUCUAUUGAGCUACUGCCACAUCAACUUGGAAUACGACGGGUAAUCAAACAGAUCGGGCCCCCAGACCUGGAGUCCGAUGAGCUUUACUUUGAGAUAUGCCUCGCGCACCUCUCUAUCAUGUUUGAACAGAUAAUGUAUUAUCCUGAAUUACGAUAUACGGAGCAAAUCCAACCCCAAGAUGUUUUCAGUGAUUUAAAUCAUUGGUUUAUAUUAAAGGGUGAAUCAGUUGGGGGUGACAGCCAACAGGAAGAUACAGAGGAUGGAGCCGCCGAAACAAACGAUGACGACGCUGAAGAAGAUGAUGACGACUCCGGAAUAGACGAUGACGAGGACACUUUGUUCGAACUUAUCGGCAGCUUUUACUGCUCCGCCCUGGUCCCCUACUACGUGAACUGGUUCCCAACUAUAACUGAGAUUCUACAGGACCCUUCUAGAAUGAACAAUAGAAGAACUGCGUUAUGUCGAUGGCUAGAAAGGGCUACGCGAAAACUGGAGGCAACUAGAUUUUGGCAGAGGUGGAUGAAGUUGGGUUGCAUUACUGAAUGCCUCGAUCCAGAUUUCUUCCUCGGUUAUCGAGUUGAGUUUACAUCAUUUCAUAUAGCUCAACUAGCUAUUACAAUGAUCAUGAUCGAGGUGGUACUUCGUCGAACCUACUAUGAUCUGGGAUCGUCAGGUUCAGCUCCAGAUGGGGAUGCGUACAGAAGAUAUCUUGAUGCAUGCUUCCGCGGAUGGCUGAGCUUACCAUAUUUGCAAAGUUUAGACGCACUAUCCGCACCGGAACUCCUCAAACCGCUUAUAUUUACAUUGGAGCCUGCGAGUACUGAGCAGCUUGGCCAUAUGCUCCGGCUAGAUCUCCCUUGGAAGGCGUGUGGGUUCAAAAACCCGGAGGACAUUGAAGGUUCCAAAGCAUGGAUUCAUGAGCUGGCGAAAAGAAUGACUGGGCGAAUGCCUCGGCCGAAAGAUGCAGAAUCAUCAAAUGAGGUCUAG